This is a messenger RNA of Pecten maximus, 1810 nucleotides long. Its product is annotated as carbohydrate sulfotransferase 1-like. The record is from RefSeq and is a predicted model, not a curated record. The coding region runs from base 56 to 1360 and encodes 434 amino acids. The transcript is spliced from 4 exons. Gene Ontology annotation, biological process: sulfur compound metabolic process; N-acetylglucosamine metabolic process. NCBI's taxonomy places the organism in Eukaryota, Metazoa, Mollusca, Bivalvia, Pectinida, Pectinidae. Gene Ontology annotation, molecular function: N-acetylglucosamine 6-O-sulfotransferase activity.
AUACGUCCGUAAUUGUGUGAUCAUUGAAAAUUAGAAAGCAGUUAUCCGCUUCGACAUGGGUAUCAAAGAAAGGUGGAAGAAUUGUGUGAUUUUAUUGAUACUACUAAUCCUUUUGGUCUGUUAUUAUGAAUAUUCUAUUGUACAAACAAAACCGGAAGUGAAAGGGACGGGACGAAUUGGAAGCACCGGUGCAAAAGAGACAGGACGAAUGGGGAAAACCGGUGCAAAACAGACGGGACGAGUUGGAAGCGUCGGUGUAAAAGGGACUGGACGAAUUGGAAGCACCGGUGCAAAAGAUAUGGGACGAAUUGGAAGUAAAAGCAAAUCCAUGAACAAGAAUCAAGAGGCAUAUGGCAAAAAUAAAGGACGCCUAAAUCUCAAUGUUACGCAAGGAUCAGGGGGAUCUCAAGUAUUACUGAUGACGUAUCUGCGGUCCGGGUCCAGUUUUCUUGGUGCGAUAGUCCAACAGGUGCCGAGAGCCCUUUACUCGUUUGAACCUAUGAAGAGUUAUUUGACCAGACAAACUUACAUAUCAACUGAACGAGGCACGUGUCUCUUCUCAAACGAUCGCUGCACUCCCACGCCCAAGGACGACUACAGCGGAAUUAUGGAAAACUUCAAGAACUUUUACGAAUGUGAAUUACGAAUACUAGAUCCGUUCUUAAGGAGAAGAAUAUCAGGUCGAAAAUGUCAUCUUGAAGACGAUCAGGAAAAAUGCAUUUCCGAAAUGAUUCCUUAUUGCAAAUCUGGGACAAGAAUCGCAAAGACCAUUCGGUUAUCCAUGGACGUGGUGGAUGUAUUGAUGGAAAAGUUUCCGAAUCUCAAGGUGAUACACUUAUUAAGAGAUCCACGAGGUAUGAUAGUAUCCAGGAUGAAAACUAUCCCUGCACUCGGUAUUAGAAAAAUGGACAUGUCUCUUGCGGCCCGUGCUGUGUGCGAUAGGUAUAACCGAGAUAUUAGAAUAGGACAAUCUUUGGACGUCAAAUACCCCAACAGAAUAAAAACCGUGCUAUAUGAACAGAUAGUGGAGAAACCUCUGGAAACCUCCCUUCGAAUAUUUCAAUUUUUGGGUCUACACCCGAACAAAAACUUUAAUACCUGGAUGAAUGAACAUAUUGCUGGAGUACAGAAAGUGGCUAAUCCGCCGGAUACUCACAAUCACGCAUACAGUACCUAUCGUGCCAAUUCGUCGGCCACUGCGAACGCUUGGAGGUCACGUCUGAUAUUCGAAAAUGUCGUAAAGAUCGACAAGGAGUGUUCUCAGCUGUAUGAUUAUACAGGUUAUGUGUCGGUAAAGAGUUCAACACAACUGACAAAUUUUAAUAUUCCUCUUCGAAAGAAGAAUGCUAAUUUUCCCUAGAUAAUCGGACUUUUAAAUUACAAGUACGAGGUUCUGAAAUAUAUAAUUGUUUGAAUUGCAGAAUGUUUAUAUUAAAUGACGUAAAAGAUUUUCCGCUCAGAACUUUCACCUUUGAUAAAUAUAUAGACUAAACAGUGCAUUGUUGUAACUUAUCAGAGACGGUGCUAGUUUAUCGCCCCUUACAGAUGUUGUCAUCCAAAGCAAUAUGGGUAUGGAUAAUACAAAAUCAGGAUAUACAAAAAAAACAAAAAACAAAAACAAAAAAACAAAAAACAAAAAAAAAACCGUCCAACACGAUAUGACUGUUGUGUGAUGGCGGGUAUAAGUAUCUUUGACGGACAUAGCUUCAUAUAUAGUGAGAGACCAUAACAAUAAACACCAAGAAUGAAAAAUGAAUAAUUUGUGUUUAAUUAAAAAAAACCCUGUGCGGAAAUAAAACCGAACGACUUC